Molecule: messenger RNA, 3762 nt
Organism: Falco peregrinus (peregrine falcon)
Lineage: Eukaryota; Metazoa; Chordata; Aves; Falconiformes; Falconidae
Product: parvalbumin, thymic
Exons: 5
Coding region: 82-411 (109 amino acids)
Cellular component (GO): cytoplasm; nucleus
Molecular function (GO): calcium ion binding
Source: RefSeq, a predicted model, not a curated record
UCUGCUGGAGACACACAGCAAGUACGUUCCUUCCAACCAGACUGCUUCCUUAUCCAGUCAAGAAGACCACAAAGUUCAACAAUGGCCAUCACUGACAUCCUUUCUGCUAAAGAUAUUGAAUCUGCUCUCUCCAGCUGCCAGGCUGAUGAUUCUUUCAACUACAAGUCUUUCUUCUCCACGGUUGGUUUAUCCAGCAAAAGCCCUGACCAGAUAAAGAAAGUUUUUGGAAUCCUUGAUCAGGACAAGAGUGGUUUCAUUGAAGAAGAAGAGCUUCAGCUGUUUCUGAAGAAUUUCUCUUCGAGUGCCAGAGUCCUCACCUCUGCGGAGACCAAGGCUUUUCUGGCUGCAGGUGAUUCUGAUGGUGAUGGCAAAAUUGGAGUGGAAGAAUUCCAGUCUCUGGUGAAGGCAUAAACAGCAUUAGGCCAAAGGCAACCUUGGACUGACUCUUCCAAUUACCUCGUCCAACAAGCACUUCGCACUCAGCAUGUGUUUGUACAUUUUUUAUAUUGUUUCAGCCAUUAACAAUUCCCCAUACAUGAAGUUCACACACUGGAUUGCUGAGAAAUCUUGCAAUGUACAGAUGUUUUGGUCAUGUGGUAUUGUUACAUUUCCAUUGUAAAGAAGGCACUUUGUGAUUUUCAGCCACUCAUAAUGUUGAAACUGUGUCAGGAAGAAGGGAGAAAAAAAUUUUUAACAAAACAACUUAGGGGGAAAAAGCUGCUUUUAAAAUUUUGUUUAGGUUUUCCAUCAUCAUACUUGACCAUGCUGAAUCACCAGAUGCAGUUCUGAAGAUCUUAAACAAUAUGACAUCUUUUAAGGCUUAACUGUACUGAUUUCAUUGAGUUUUAUUUCUGCUUAAUUCUCUGAUCCUUGAGAAAAAGCAAUGCUAACAAGACAGCUAAAAAUAACCUAUAUUAAGACCCAACCCUGAGAAUAUGAGAACAAAAAUUUAGAGGAGUUGACACAUAGCUUAAAUCAUGGAAUAAAUUUGUGUGUGAUUUUACAAAAUUAAGUACUAGGCUACAGUAUGCAUCGUCAGAAAGUAUUUAUGGCUUAAAAUGUAACUCUCCUUUAAGAAGAUUUAUCUUUCAUGAAAUCUAAGGCAACUGUGAGAUAGAAGAGAAGGGUCUAAUCCCAACUCUGACACUGUCACAAGUCACAGUCCCCUGACAACAUGGGCCACAGGCCUGGAGGUCUUCCUUGUGAAUCAUGAACAUGUCGCUUAUUAUUUCUUAAUAUAUACAAGACAAUAACACUUUGCCACAUUUGUGAAUGUCUGUAUUUCCUACAGACAAAACAAUGGCCAGUCUUGCUGUUUGAUUACCUUAAAGCUCUGUUACAAUGCUAAAUAAUGGCUUUUACUCAAUUCUUUCAUUUAUAAUAUGAAUAAUCAUCUAUAUAAUUCAUAAUAUUAGCAAAUUUUCUUAAGUCUGAAAAUUUCUAAGAGCAAGUCUUUCCUUUAAUAAGUGUCUUACAGGAUUCAGAGCAAGUUAUAACAUUGUCUUCUUUAAUGGACUAAGUAAAUAAUGUUCAUGGUGAAAUGCAGAGCUCAACAGACUGAGUAGAUGUGCAUUUCUGGCUGAGUGGGUUGGAAAUUUCCCCACCAACAUUUAGUUGUCUCCUUUCCCAGCUACCAUGAUGUGGUUCCAGCUCACAAGUAGACUGUCAUUUUAAUACUCCCUGCUGAAACUGGAUGAUAAUUAUAACAUAAUUUGGCAGCUGUUUCGAAGAAGAGCAGAAACAAAGCCUUCUGGAACUUUUAUAUAACACUCAGUGUUGGCAUUUCCAUGAAUUGUGAGAUGAUUAUGUGAGGCAAGUACAGCUCACUCAUACCCAGGCAUGGAAGAGAGCUGUUCGGCAGAUUUAAGAUGGCUAAUGCAAAAGAGGAAUUCUAGCAAUCAAACUCACUGAAGCCUUGGCAGAAUUAUAACGAAUAUAAAUCCUAAUUCUAUCCCCACCGCCUUUGAUGUUAAAUAUGGGCUUAAAUUAUAGCUGCUGUUAAUUGCAGCACUGAAAUAUUUUGCAUAAUGAUGACACUCUGUUGGUUCCUUUUUCCUAUCUGCUGAAGAAGAAAACCCAGAGCAAUCCAGAUCUGCAGCAAUAUACAGAUCUAAUAUAUACAUUAGCUCUUCAUGCUGCUAAUCCCUAAAAUAUCACGUCACUAGUUCACAAGCAGAUGGCACACAAAAUACCAUAAGUGACAGACCUGAUACUGCAUUCCUUGCGCAUCUGAAAGUCUCAUGUGGAAUGCAAGACAUGCAAGACUGCAUAGUGGCCUAUCCUGUAUUUCAGAGAUGCUAAAUAACUGUGUGUCCCUGCCUUCUGAUGCCACAAGGGGGAACUAAGUACUUCUGAGGAUCAGGCGUAUGUUGCAACUUUACAUACAGUUUCAAGAGUAUUUUGUUUAUGAGAAAAUCUGUUCUUCUUAAACAGUAACUCGUGGCAAGAAGAUGAGUUUAAUCUUAUUAAAACCAUCCAGCCAAUUUGUUUUAAAGAAUUACAAUAAAACUCCAAAAAGUCUCCAAUUUCACAAAAAGCCCAUAGACUGUUCAGCAAAACCAAUGCCUAGUCACUAUUGUGACUAGUCUUCUGUCGGCACAAGGUUCCACAUUUUUAGAGCUAAUCAAACUAGAGAGGAAUAUUUCGCACCUAAAGGAAACAAAUGUCAAAAAUGAAAAGUUUUCUUGGAAGGUUCAUUUCAAUGAAUUUAAGUUCAGCCAGUGGCAGCCUUCAAUUUUCUUAGGGAAUAGCACAGAGUGUUCUCUGAACUUGACAAUGUCAUUGCUCUAGAGAAAAUCUUUGAUUGCAGGAUGUCUGUUGGAUGCCAUCUGAAGUAGUAGAGAAACAAAUAGUGAUAUCACAAUUUUACCAAAAUUAAGGUAUAGAAUCACAAGAGUAAUUCAUGCUGGAAAGGAUCUCUGAAAGUGUCCCAAUCACUUCAUCAGAAGGCAAAUUGCUCUGAGUUUGAGCAUCUUCAAGGAUGUAGGUUCUAUAGCUUCUCCGGGCCACCUAAUAAGUAAGGAUUAAAUCUUCUGCAUUAAGCUUUUAUGAAUGAAGUACACAAAUAAAACACUGCUGAGUACACCAUUAAAAACCAAAACUCUGUUAGAAACUGUUUGUGCAACAUCAAAUCAGAAAAGAUCUAAAAACACUCUGUAUUAUCACACUGAUAACUUGUUCUCAGGUUUAGAGUAAGACCAUCCUAAUCAGUAUAAUACUCAGUAUAAUAUUGCUUCAUAAUUCCCAGGAUAAAGGAAAUGUUGUUUAUGUAUUUUACCUUUACUGUAUCAAUUAAAGAGCAACCCAAAAAGUGAGUGGCAGAUCUGAACGCCAAUGAGCCCAAAACCUGAGUUCUCAGACACGCUUCAGUUCCCCCAUUACCCUGUAUGAGCAGUUUAAACUCUUAUCCUCCCAACACUUCUUGUGAAAUAAAGAUGUACUAUGAUCUCUUUAAGUGGGAAUGAAACACAAAGAAAUUGAUUGUCCUACAUAAGCUCUUAGAAAAAAGCAUAUUAGAGGGCCAGGGUGUCGAACCCAAUAUCCCAAACCCACCCUAACAUUCUAGCCACUGAAUCAAUCAUCUCACUUAAACCGAAACUUUGGGUUGUCCUGAAUAAAUCAGCAGAAUCAUGCACAAGAUCUCCUGGUAUUUAAUGGAAGCUGGCUGCCUCCUAACUUCAUGUUCCUUUGGAAAUCCCAACCUAGAGCCAUUUGUAAACUUCAGAUUCAAUUUCAGCUCUCCAACUGUUUGAAAUCUCACAG